UUUUUGUUAAUUCUGUUCUUUUCUUAUCACUUUUGUGUAGUGUAACUAAUAAUGCAACUUUUAUAAUUCCUACAUUAUUUUGUAUUUCGCAAAAACAUAAUCAAAAUAAUAAUUGUAUUUUAAUAGCAUGAUUCCAAGGAACAGUAAUAUUCUAGAAUCAUGAAAAUCUAUAAACUCUACACUCAUCAGAAGUCAUUCAACACUGCCGAUUUAGUGUUGAAUCCGAAGGAACAUCCCGAUGCCAAACUAGGAGAUGUGGUUGAAAUAUUUCAUUCGGAAGAUGAAGACUGCAAAUUGCUUCUUCAGAUUACCGAAUUUAAUGACCUCAAAGGACGAGACGUAAUAAGUAUCGAAUCGAGCAUUGCCUCGACAUUCAAUUUGAAAGCAUACUCUGUUGUUGUUAUGCGAUUGGUAAAUGCUGCUGAUGUGGCCUUGGAUUCAAUUGAAAUAACAUUCAAAGACCAGUACAUGGGUCGGUCGGAAAUGUGGCGUUUAAAGACAUAUUUGACAAACACAUGUGUUUACAUUAACAAAAAAAUUGACUACUUUGAUAAAUCAAUUCGAUGUCAAGUAUAUGAAAUGUGGUCCCAAGGGGAUCGAGUAUCCUGCGGAGUGAUAACUGAAGAUACAAAAAUAGUUUUUCGCAGCAGUACCUCGAUGGUAUAUUUGUUCCUCCAAAUGUCCUCGGAAAUGUGGGAUUUCGAUAUUCAUGGUGAUUUAUAUUUUGAAAAAGCCGUCAAUGGAUUUCUAACAGAGUUAUUUACAAAAUGGAACAAAUUGGGCUGUAAUCACGAGGUUACAAUUGUUUUAUUUUCAAGAACUUUUUAUGCUGCUAAAAGUUUAGACGAAUUUCCUGUUCACAUGCGUGAUUGUUUACAAAUGGAUUACAAAGGUCGAUUCUAUGAGGAUUUCUAUCGAGUAGCCAUACAAAAUGAACGCAACGAUGAUUGGUGUUCCAUAUUGAUGCAAUUAAGAAAGCUCUUUACGUCAUAUCAGUCGACUGUGUUGCGUUAUCAUGAACGAGAAAAUGUUCGAAUUCCAACGGCAACAAAUAGUACUGCCGCACAGGGAAAUUUCCUUGAAGUUCUGAAUAUAUCAUUGAAUACAUUUGAAAAACAUUAUUUGGAUAGGAGUUUCGAUCGAACGGGUCAACUUUCAGUGGUUGUAACGCCUGGGGUUGGGGUAUUCGAAGUUGAUCGUGAGCUAACUAAUAUAACUAAACAGAGGAUAAUUGACAAUGGCGUGGGUAGUGAUUUGGUUUGUGUUGGCGAACAGCCGUUACAUGCAGUUCCUUUGCUAAAGUUUCAUAAUAAGGACACAUCGUUGACAUCAGCUGAUGACUAUUCACUGCCACAUUGGAUAAAUUUAAGUUUCUAUUCCACAAACAAAAAAGUAGCCUAUUCCACAUUUAUACCUAGAAUCAAAUUGACACCUUUGGUUGCAGCAACAGUCGCUGGAAAUGAAAAUAAGAAGGAAAACACAAGAACAUUCCUCAGCUGCAAUCAAUCAGAAUAUAUUCACAAUUCAUUAUUCGACUAUGAUGCUUAUGAUGCACAAAUCUUUCAAUUACCUCCAGCUCAAGGAACAUGUUCCCUCCAACGUGUUGUCAGAGCAAAGAAAACAUCUGUUCCAAGUUUAGAGACCUAUACUAAUAAUAAUUACUGUGAUGUAGAAAGCUUCACUCCGUUAAGAGCUUCAAACAGGAGACGUAAAAUGUCAGAUCCAGAUAUUCAUCACGGAACAUCUGGUGUACUUUCAACAUUGACGGGAUCGCCAAAUUUAUCAGAGUCAAUAGUUUCAGAGAAAAACGCACGUCGUUCAAUUGUAUCAAUUGCGCCAAUUGUAAGGCCUGGAAGAGCAUUAAUAAACCCAUUUGAUCCAUCGCAUGUGACUAUAAAGCUCACUUCAAAUCGUCGACGUUGGACACAUAUUUUUCCUAAAGGACCAGAAGGAGUACUUAUACAACAGCAUCAUUACCAAGCAGUUCCAACAAAACAACUUUCUAACAGCAACCAUAUUGUGAAUGGAGUCAACUGCAACGAUAAUAACAACACUGAAAAUUAUUCAUCGGGAUUCAAUUCCAGCGAAUAUGACCACACUUCAAAUUGUUCAUCUCUAAGUAGAUCAUUUACUUCCAGCAAUGGAGAUGAUUUUAACUUGGAACAUUUAAAAAAACGUAAUUCACAUAUUAGCACAUCAGCAACUCCAACAAGUAGAGCUGCGCCAGCAAAGAGUUUAACUUUUCUAUGGGGUGCAACAGGUGAACAAGAAUGGACUCCUGCAUUGACAACAGGGAGAACAAGAAUAAUCAUAGGCGUCGAUUGGAAAUCAUUAACAAUUCCAGCAUGUCUUCCAAUAACAACGGACUAUUUUCCUGAUAAACGUUCUCUACAUAACGAUUAUGUGAUAUCGGAUUAUACUUUGCUCCCGGAUGAUGUUAAUUCUGAUUAUGCUAACAGUCGAGCUAUUUAUCGCAAACCUCUUACUACGCAAGAGGUGUUUAAGGAAAUUGUAUCACAACGCUUAGCCCAAGGAUUUCAAUUGAUUGUGUUGGAAGAUAAGAAUCAGGGUCCAUCGCAGGCUCCGUGUUGUGGUGGGUUGAAGCAGAAACAACAAAGUCAUCAAUCUUCGGUGUUGAAAAUGAAACCUCCAUCAGAGAUAACAAAAGAAUAUUUGCUCUCAAUUGGAAGAAUAUUUCAUAAGAUAUCUUUGCGGGACUCGGUUAUAACAGUUACGGGCUACAAACCAAGGCAUCCAUAUCCACCCAUAAACGUGGAUUAUCGUUAUCGCUUUCAUGCUCCGCAGCAUGACACCUAUGAGAUUUCAGGCGUUAAUUUUACAACAGAAAAACUCGAACACUUCAACUGGAACUACAUGGACCACUAUAUAUGCACUCGUGGCGAUACCGAUUAUCUUUUACUUGAUAGUUUAAAAUAUUGGCGAUAUCGAAUGUAUCUAUUGCCCAAGGAUAUCGUUGCAAUGAACAAAAUUCUAGAGCACGGUUGCUCGAAAUGUGACAUCUACAGUGAACCAAGUCCAGAAAUUGCCAAACAACAAAUCGACGAUUUCCUUAAGCUUGUCGAAGUUCAUUUGAAUAAAAUAAAACGUCUGCAAAAUCGCAAACCAAGGGACAGCCCAACAGCGCCAAGUCACCUAACUCGACGACGCCAUAGCACGAGCAUUAUCUCGAGGGCUCCUCCCAAUCAGGGACUUGGAAAUUCUCCGUUUCGAGAGCGUGUUGGCAGUAAUCGUUUACCAGAUAAAAGACCCAGCUUCAUUUCUAGAGCUGGAACAAAACCGCUCGAACGUGGACGUAUUUCACCUGCUGCUGAUGCUGCAGUGAUUGCCUUAAAUUCUGAAAUAAAUGUCAACGAGGAUCGAGACGAUGCUUUUCUUGGUGAGAUCAAAUUACGUCCAAAUGCAACUCUUAUGGAAAUAUUCGAAGCUAUGAAACAUCCUGUUACGGGAGUAGGAUUCUUUGCACCAACGCAAGGUUUACCUUCGUGUACUUUUGUUUGUUUUGAUGCGUUGAUGUGGUUGAAGGCACGUCUUGAUGAGUCAAAAAAUCCACUCGAUGUUUUAGAAUCAAUGCGCAAAGAACGAAUGAUUUGUCAUGCAUCCGGAGAUUGGAAUAAACCAGUUGUACCUGGGUUUUACUUAUACUAUAUUGGCAUACAAGACAAAAAAGAUUUUAUUCCGCCUUUAAAUGAUUUGUGUGCAUUUGAAAACGAAUGGGUUGAAGUCGAAAUACAAGGUUACAAGUCUUCAUUGUCAUCAAACGAAUUAGCAGCUCAAGAAGUACAAAAUAAAAUUCCCAAUUUUCUUCGUAACACACCUCCUCCACAGACAUGGUGCAAUAUUCAACGACAACGAAAUAUUUACAAACAUUCACAUUUAGAAAUUGAUGUUAAUAACAAAAGUGAUCGUAUGGAAUGGGGACAUGUAAAAUAUCAUAGUGUUAUGCAACCUGGCCAUGCAUUUGAAAUGGUAGUUGAGUGGGUGACAGCUUCUGGACCAAUUGUAUAUGAUUUAAUCUAUGGAUGGCAAAGAAAAGCUCAACAGUGUGGUUUUCAACUCAUGCCAGUACCGGCCGAUCCACUUGCAGAACCAUUUACUGAAAAGUCUGAUCCACUAAGAGGACCUAUGUUUAUUCCGCUCAAUACUUGUUUCCUUGGAAAUGAUGAAGCAUUGUUUGAAGAAUUUUCUGAAGAAACUCGUGGUGAUAGAAUGCUUCUGUUUCAAGAAGCCAUACUAACUAGAUAUGGAUUCAUGCCUUGUGUAGUGAAAAACAAUGUUUCUUUGCACAAAGACCUGCCAAAGGAAUACCAAUAUGUUCACUGUUCAGGGAAUAUGUUUGUGUUAAUCAGGUGCUCGAAGGGUAACCAACAGAUUGAAUCUCCGAGUCGACAGGAAGGUAAUGUAACUCGACUUGUUUAUGGCCAUACAAGUCAUACCAAUGUCCCAAAAAAGGUUGGCUUCCUUUGGUCUUGGAAUCAUAUGAUUGCCAAUAAAAAGUGGAAAUCAUUAAUAAUCAAUUGUUCACCAGAUGGAGAGCUUUUCCAAUUAAAGAUGUUAAAAGAUUUCCGAGAAUUUUGUUCAAAUCAAGAUCAACGGCUUAAGAAGUUUUGGGAUUCGUGUUAUGAAUUAAAAAACUCUUAUUCUGAAAAUGGUAGCGAUAAAUGUUUAAGGACAUAGAUUACAAAAAUGUGUGAUCAACAUAAUAUUAAGCUUAAAUAAUUUCUUCCAUAUAAACGUAUAACAAAGUAUA
Molecule: messenger RNA, 4768 nt
Organism: Eupeodes corollae
Lineage: Eukaryota; Metazoa; Arthropoda; Insecta; Diptera; Syrphidae
Gene: Iml1
Product: GATOR complex protein Iml1
Exons: 25
Coding region: 160-4695 (1511 amino acids)
Biological process (GO): positive regulation of autophagy; negative regulation of TORC1 signaling; cellular response to amino acid starvation
Cellular component (GO): lysosomal membrane; GATOR1 complex
Molecular function (GO): GTPase activator activity
Source: RefSeq, a predicted model, not a curated record